AUGGAUUUACUUCCUAAUGAAGAGUACUUGAUAAGAAAAGAAACCUUUCAUAAGAAUAAACCAGGCACGUUAGGACUUACAAAUCUCCGAUUAAUAUGAAGCGCCAUGGAUUCUUCAGUCCCAGUCAUCCAAUUAGCCUAUCAUAGCAUAGAAAUAGUGGAUCAUGUCAUGGAUGAAGCUAAAACAAAGUCAAUUUUAAAAGUAGCUGGGAAAGAUCCGAGCCAAAAACGAAUUGAAGUCCAUUUUGCAUUUAUUUCACCAACACACCAAGACGAUCUGCAAACUUGUAAAGAUUAUAUUUUCAGCUAUCGUACAAAAAACCAAAAAGUUGACGAGAUUUAUUUUUUAAGCAAAGAUACACAGCAAAAAAUAAAAAUUUUGAAAAAUGACUCAGAUUUAGCUGAAAUUCAUAGAGUUUUAUGCAUUUUAUAGUAAAUUAAUAAUCAUUUAUAUUAGAAAUCAUUUAUUAAGAGUUAGUAUAGAUAGAAUAGUAAGAGAAGGAGACGUUUCUGAAGAAGAAUUUUGGCAAGCAAGCUCAUCAUUUCAAGAAUAUCUAUUAGAAAAAAGGCAUAAUGAGCAAAUAAUGGGAAAACUAAGCAGCGUUGUUAGAAUCCCUCACAGAGUUAUACAACAAAACCAAAUUGCAGUAGAUUUGCUUACUCCCUAGCCUUUUUAAUUGGAACAAAACAUAGGAAGAGGAUAUUUUGUUCCAAUUUAAAAGGGGGUGAGCUAAUAAACACAAAGAAUUAAUUUUUCGGCAACUUCCUGAUAUAAGGCAAAGUUUCAUCCAAAAUGUUCCUCAUAAAAAGAGCGAAAAAGAUUUUUGGAGACAUUUUUGGGAAAAGCAGCUUGAGCUUGGAGCUGCUAUGGCAGAUUCAUUAGAACUCACAUCAGAUUAUAUUCCUGAAUGUCCAUUACAAUUUAUCGACGAUUCAUUACCCUCUAAUUACGGAAAUUACAGGUCUGUUGGCUCUCAAAAUGCAGUUGCCUCUCAAAUAAUUCAACAUAUAAAUCAGCACUCAGCAUUUACAGUAAAAUCAUGUAACUUUCCAUCAGAAUAUCGUACUACAGAAAAAAAAGAAUUUAAAAUUCCUAAACGAAAAUUAAGCGACAUGCAAUUGGAUGCGCCAACUCCAGAUCAGUCAAGUUGGCUACAAGAAAUUAGGAACUUCACGACAAGUGCUGACAUAAAAACUGUAUUUCCAAGCAUUAUGGAAUGUGGAGAAGCAAUGAAACAAAUUUUCCAUCAAUUAACAAUUGAUAGCGAAGAAAAUCUUCAAGAUGAUGUAUCAGCGAAUAAUUUGGCAAAAAAAGUGUAUGAAAUUUUAAAGCAUUUUUAUGCUGAAUAUCAUAUACAUAAAAUGGCUGACGGCGGCCGACCCACCCUCUCAGUGGUGGUUUACCCAUGUAUAUCCGGGCAUGGUUUUUGGAGCCGGGAGCUGGCCCAACAAUGUUUUGGACCUCGAGGCGAGAGGUCUAAGCACGGAGACCGCUGUUUCUGUGACAAAACCCAUGGGCAGUUACUCGCGACUUCUUUUUGCCAGCAGCGCUCAGCCCAGUGAGAGCCCGAAAUCAGGCAGGGCGACUUACCUGCCUAAGCUGCUUUUGUGGCUUGCCCCGAAUGGCGAAAGCUGUUGAGUUCUUUCUCGGGAUGACCGGAAAAGAGGGGAAGGCAAGCUAGACAACAAAACGGGAGUCUCUCCAGUUAAAAGGUGCCCUUCAAUGGGCAGAUCUGGCGGACGACGCGGCAGUGUUGGCGUAAACUUAGGCGACGAUCCAAGUUGGAAAUGGAGGCGGUCAGCAAAGACGGUAUGACACGUCCCUUGACCUUUACCUCUACCGAGAAGCCGGGGGUUUCGGCCCGGGCUUGGUGAACGCUCUGCCACCAUACGGGAAACCGUAGAAUGCUUCCUCGGACGAAGUGGGGACUUUAAAUACCCAGCGUAAUCUUAAUCUUAAUCUUAAUCUUUAUGCUGAAUAUCCAGUCACUGAGCAGAAAUCAAUUAUUAGGAUGGAAAAAAUUGUUCAGGUUGCAAGAAAAUUGAUUUAUGGGCAAUCAGCAAAUAUUUCUCAUCAGAUCAGCUGUGAAGCACUGAAAGGUAUGGUUGCAGCUGCUGAAGAAAAGCUAAAAAUUUUAAAAGGAGAAUAA
Messenger RNA from Blepharisma stoltei, 2149 nucleotides. Lineage: Eukaryota; Ciliophora; Heterotrichea; Heterotrichida; Blepharismidae. The record is from the annotation of a GenBank genome assembly.